UGUCUUGUCUUGUCUUGUUUUUGUCAACUGGACAUUAGAAAUGGGCAGCCCUCUUCACGGGCGAUUUUAGCCCUUUCAACCAAAUAAUUUCGAAGAGAGCUGGCCUAGCUAACUAUAUAUUGUCACGAAGUGCUGGAGAUUUGAUGGCAGGCUCAGUUCAUUGAUGGAGGAGCCUCUGUAAGGAAUUUAUGCAAUUCACACACCUUCCUUCCAACUCAAACCCCAUUAUGGAUUGUUUAGGUGGUAAGAAAAAGAGCAAGAAGUGUGAGAAAGGUCUUAGAGGGCUCACAGAGAAGGUAUGGCUUUUCCAGGAAGAGAUCCAAGCUAUAAUGUACGAGAGAGAGAAAGAGGCUAGAGCUUAUGAGAGAGACAUGAUAGUUUUUGCAUUUAAAAGAGCAGAAUGGAAGCAAGAGAGAAAGAAGCUUAAGGAGGAAGUAAAGAGAUUGAGAAAGGUAGUGGAAGAGAAAGAUGAGAGGAUUAGAGUAUUGGAAGAUAGGUCGAUAGGAAGGAAGAGUGAGAAAGGGGACGAAUUCUUGGGGACUUCUAGCUUCCUUGUGGAGCAAAUGAGGGAGGAGAGAGUGUGGCGCGACGAGGCUGUGGAUAAGUGGAAGAAGCUAUAUCUUGCCAUUAAGGCCGAGCUUGAUGAUCUCAUUCAGAAGACUCACCAUGGAGAUGGCUUGUACUGGAGAGCAGAGGAAGAAGAAAUGAUUGAGGAGCUGAAGAUGGAAGUGAAGGCCAAGGAAGGAUGUAUAGAGGAGCUGAAAGCACAAUUAGCUUUAGCGAAGAAAGAAGAAUACAAUAGGGCAAGGGAGGUCGAUAUUCUGCGGCAGAGCUUGAAAAUCAUGAGCAGUAGGAAGGCAUCCAGCUUUGCUCUUAGCAAACCGAAGUUAGAACUUGUGAAACAGGCUAGAAAAGCAUAGCUAGCUUUACAAGUAAAAUCUAUAUUAAAAUAUCGAUGGACUGUGUAAUCUUUUUCAAGUCAACUUGAGCAAGGACCGUGCAAAUCUUACAUUACUAAAA
Messenger RNA from Populus nigra (black poplar), 1020 nucleotides. RefSeq lists its product as uncharacterized. The transcript has 2 exons. Bases 189 to 920 code for a protein of 243 amino acids. NCBI's taxonomy places the organism in Eukaryota, Viridiplantae, Streptophyta, Magnoliopsida, Malpighiales, Salicaceae. The record is from RefSeq and is a predicted model, not a curated record.